Zasmidium cellare ATCC 36951 is the source of this 645-nucleotide messenger RNA. RefSeq lists its product as uncharacterized. The transcript has 2 exons. The coding region runs from base 1 to 645 and encodes 214 amino acids. The record is from RefSeq and is a predicted model, not a curated record. Lineage: Eukaryota; Fungi; Ascomycota; Dothideomycetes; Mycosphaerellales; Mycosphaerellaceae.
AUGUCUGCUCGCGACGAGGAAAGCAGCGAUCAAGCGAUGCCAAUGGCGCCAUUCCCAACCACGACUCAAGACCAACCACAAAACAACAACCUCUCAAAAGGCCCACCCAACAAACCCUCAAAGCUCCUCACUCUCCCUGCAGAGCUUAAGAAUGACAUCUAUCGCAUGGUCCUAUUCCCCACCGACAACGACCCUCCUCAACCAACAACCCCUCACUGGACGCCCUCAGCCUACAUUUCCACCUGUCCGCACGAGUACAUCACGCCCAACCUACUUCAGAUCUGCCAACCGACUCGUAGAGAAGCGUCCGCGAUUCAUUAUUUGGAGAAUAAGUUUGCGAUGUGUUACUGUAAGGGGGAUUUGUUUGAGUAUGUUAUGGAGAGGAGGGGGGAGGUGGUGGAGUGGGAAGGGCUGAAUCUGGAGCGUGAGGAGAUGGAGUCUGGACCUUUGCGUCCUGCGAUACGGAGUGACGAGCUCGGUCGAGGAUUCCUUCGGGAGGUGGAGUUGGGGAGGAAGAGCAGGUGGGAGCUGACGGACAUGGAGAAGUACGAGGGAGCGGAGAAGAUGGUAAGGGUUCUGAAGCCCCCGUAUCCUUCGAUGAGCUCGAUGAGCUUCAUCGUGGCUCCGCCUAGGAGAGCAGAUUAG